AGCGCCGUUUUAAUUUCAAUUUCAAUUUUUAAAAUAAUGAGUCAGUCGACCGUUGGAACCGGACGGAAGAAAACAAAAUAAUUAAAAAAAAGAAGAAGAAGAAGAAGAAGAAGAAGAAAAGGUUUCAUUUGGUUUCCAUUUUCGAAUUCCAAAACUCCAAAGCAGGAGGCAGAGGCAGGUUUCUAAGUGAUCUGAAUCCCAAAUUCGCAAAUCCAAUCCAAGCUUCCUCAAGUUCCAAGUUCCCCCACAAUGAUUACCAGACGCCAUGGCUGGCAACGGCCUCUCCACCCUUUGCAGAUAGUGGGAAUCGCGGUUUACAGUUUUCUGGUGGUGGCUUUCUAUACUUUCCUGGGGCUUUUCCUUGGCAACAGAAAAGCAGAAAUCACACUCACCACCAUCUUUUCCAUUGUGGCUCUUUCAGUUAUGUUUCUAUUUAUACGGUGCACGGCCAUUGACCCAACUGACAAAACUAGCUCCAGGAAGAAGAAUAAAAAACGCAAAUCUAAGCUAAAUUAUGGGUUCAUAAUAGGCCAGAUUGUUUUGAGGUUGUUCAGGAGGGUGGAAAGGAAAAUCCUCAAGUGUUUGAUAAGGAGGAAGUAUCUGGACCCCUGGAAGAGCAGCUCCGAUCAUUUGGACCCGCUUCUCCCUUUCCCUCUUGUCUUAAAGGACGACGCCAUCCCACCCCAGCCAAAGGAGGAUGACAUUAUCUCCUUUUGCACCCUCUGUGACUUGGAGGUUAGAAAACAUAGCAAACACUGUAGAUCCUGCAACCGAUGCGUCGAAGGGUUUGAUCACCAUUGCAGGUGGUUAAACAACUGCGUUGGCAAAAGGAAUUACACAACGUUCAUUCUCCUAAUGAUUUUUGUUUUGUUAAUGUUAAUCAUUGAAGGAGGAACUGCUAUUGUCAUAUUCAUCAGAUGCUUUGCAGAUAAAAAUGGAAUACAAGAGGAGCUCAAGAGGAGGCUUUACAUUGAGUUCCCAAGGGGGGUUCUUGCCACCAUAUCGGUUCUGUUGCUUUUGAUGACAGCUUAUGGUUCAGCAGCGAUGGGGCAGCUUUUUUUCUUCCAUGUGGUUCUCAUAAGGAAGGGAAUGAGAACAUAUGACUAUAUACUGGCAAUGAAAGAGGAAAAUCAAUCUGUGGAACUGGAUCCUCUAGAUGAUUUGGAUUGGUCUUCGGAUGAGAGCACUGAUUUCGAUUCACCUGAGAAGCCAGCAUUUGUGUCACGUUUUAUAUGCAGGGGACAAGGGAAUAAUCAGAAUCCCAAAAGGUUGUCCAUAAAGAUUGAAGGAGAUCCGCCAUCUUCAUUUGCCAAGAAACAAGGCUUCCGUGUCAGUAUUGAUCCAUGGAAACUGAUAAAGUUGAGCAAAGAGAAAGCAAUAACUGCAUCUGAGAAAGCCAGAGAAAAAAUUGUAAAGCAGAAGCCAACAAUAGAACGUGAUCCAUUAAGACCACUACCAUUGGAGACAAAAUGUGGACCUCUGACAAAUGCAGCAGAUCGGAACCGGUACAGUACAGCUGGACUAGGAUCAGGCUCAACUCCCCUUAUCACUAAAGGAUUGUUUCCAGGAUCACCAGGAAGGUUUUCGAGCCCAAGAAGGCGAUUUUCUUCUGGCUCUCCAACUAUGAUCUCUGGAGUGGUAGCCUCACCAAAGCACAAGUACAGAAGCAAUUUUGACCUGAAAUUGACAGAGGUGUCCAGGGAGCUUGAGAACUACAUUUCACGGCAGGCUCUAUGUUCUGUCAUAAAGGAGGAUGGGAAUGAAUCUUCCCCAAGACAAGGAUUUUUAUUUUAAAUUUUUUGGAUUCUCAGCCUUUGAGAAAGAGUUGCUUGUUAGUAGUGUUUAUUCUUUACACAUUAUUUAAAACUUGAGAGUAAGCAAACAUGGACAUGUAAAUUUUUCUUGUUCAAUGCAAUUUAUAUGUUUGAUUUAUCGAGCGAUUUAUUGAGCUGAAACAAGUUUGAGCCAGUGUGAACUUAUUUCCAUAUUAAUAAGACAUCAACUAUAAAUAAUUCAAAGCUGUAGCUUGUUAAGCUCAUGGACAGCCAUAUAUAUCAUUUUCGUUGCAUUUUUUUUCAAUUUU
Messenger RNA from Ziziphus jujuba (common jujube), 2083 nucleotides. Its product is annotated as protein S-acyltransferase 18. Bases 250 to 1794 code for a protein of 514 amino acids. Gene Ontology annotation, molecular function: protein-cysteine S-palmitoyltransferase activity. The record is from RefSeq and is a predicted model, not a curated record. The transcript has 9 exons. Gene Ontology annotation, biological process: peptidyl-L-cysteine S-palmitoylation; protein targeting to membrane. NCBI's taxonomy places the organism in Eukaryota, Viridiplantae, Streptophyta, Magnoliopsida, Rosales, Rhamnaceae. Gene Ontology annotation, cellular component: Golgi apparatus; endoplasmic reticulum.